UUUUUAAAAUAAAAUACCCAUAGUUCUCAAAGUAAAUCCUAAUCUUUUUUGUGUUUUUUUUAAACCUCUUUCUUUGCAUUAAUCUACUUGUUGGUUUUUGCUGUCUGUCUCUUGUCCAACUCAACUCACAUUAUUCACAACAUCAUGUUAUCAUUAAGCAUUCCCCUCCUCCGCUCUUUCUUCUUUGGUAUUUCUGUGUGGCAUGAACUUUGACUAGUUAUAGCUUUGCCUUAUUUUUUUCUUUGUAGGUUCAGUUUAUUUAUCUGAGUCAUAGUCCUGUAAUUGUUUUUAUUCAUUUUCUAAUCAGUACUUGGGUUUUCUUUAUCAGCUCAAUGAAACUUUGAAAUUAAAAAAAAAAUGAACUGGUGAAGGACCAGCUAUUAAGUGGCAUCAACACAACACUUUUAAUAUUUAAUAUAGUAAGCAUAAAAUGAUUACUAUUUAAUAAUUAACUUUGUUUUCCUUCUUUUUACAUAUACUUUUAUGACAUGCCUGCUACUGAAAUGUGGAUGUGUUACAAUGAUCUGAUAAUGGUGGCCAUAUGGGAAAAUUGUGGAUAAUCAACUAUGACUACAGAAUCUGGUUCAGACUCUGAAUCCAACGAUCAGGAUCAAGAGCAGAAAGAAACAUCUGGGCAACAAGAAAAAGUAACUCAAGAACAGCAGCCACAGCAAGUGAAGGAAGAGCACCAGAAUGCAUUAGAACAAUUUCCCAGUGUUGCAGCCCAUAGCACUCCUGUAAAAACGGAACAGGCCACUGACAAAGAACUUGAAGUUGCCGCCGCAGUGGCAAAGCAGCUGGAAUAUCAGCAGUUUGAAGACGAUAAACUCUCUCAAAAAUCAUCCUCAAGCAAACUCUCCCGAUCUCCUUUAAAGAUUGUGAAAAAACCAAAAAAUAUGCAGUGCAAAGUAAUCCUUCUGGAUGGCUCUGAAUAUGGCUGUGAAGUAGAGAAGCGCUCAAAGGGCCAGAUUCUUUUUGACAAAGUAUGUGAGCACUUGAACCUCUUGGAAAAAGAUUAUUUUGGACUCACUUACAGAGAUAUGGAAAAUCAGAAGAAUUGGUUGGAUCCAGCUAAAGAAAUUAAAAAGCAGAUACGAAGUGGUGCUUGGUAUUUCUCGUUCAAUGUUAAAUUCUACCCUCCAGAUCCUGCCCAACUUUCUGAAGAUAUUACAAGGUAUUAUCUCUGCUUGCAGCUGCGAGAUGACAUUGUGUCUGGACGAUUGCCAUGUUCUUUUGUCACACUUGCACUAUUAGGCUCCUAUACAGUUCAGUCAGAGCUUGGAGAUUAUGAUCCUGAUGAAUAUGGGAGUGACUAUGUCAAUGAAUUCCGCUUUGCACCAAAUCAUACUAAAGAAUUGGAAGAUAAAGUAAUAGAGCUUCAUAAAAGCCAUAGGGGAAUGACACCUGCAGAAGCAGAGAUGCACUUUCUGGAAAAUGCCAAAAAACUGUCUAUGUAUGGAGUAGAUCUACAUCAUGCCAAGGAUUCUGAAGGAGUUGAAAUCAUGUUAGGUGUCUGUGCAAGUGGUCUCUUGAUUUAUCGAGACAGACUCAGAAUAAACAGAUUUGCUUGGCCUAAGGUUCUCAAAAUUUCAUAUAAGAGGAAUAACUUCUACAUCAAAAUUCGACCAGGUGAAUUUGAGCAGUUUGAAAGUACAAUUGGAUUUAAACUACCAAAUCACCGUGCUGCAAAACGUUUAUGGAAAGUAUGUGUUGAACAUCAUACAUUUUUCAGACUCUUGCUACCGGAAGCUCCUCCCAAAAAAUUCCUCACCCUGGGUUCCAAGUUCCGCUAUAGUGGAAGGACACAAGCCCAGACCAGGAGAGCAAGCGCACUGAUUGACCGCCCUGCCCCUUACUUUGAACGUUCCUCAAGUAAGCGCUACACGAUGUCUCGCAGCCUAGAUGGGGCCUCAGUGAAUGAAAACCAUGAAAUGUACAUGAAGGAUUCUAUGUCUGCUGCAGAGGUUGGUACUGGCCAGUACGCUACAACAAAGGGCAUCUCUCAAACAAACUUGAUAACUACUGUGACCCCAGAGAAGAAAGCAGAAGAAGAGAAAGACGACGAACAGAUACAAAAGAAAGAAGAGGAAGGCACUCCAGUUUCAGCAAUACGGCACGAUACUAAGUCACUUUUGCCUGACAUUGAUUCAUUACCCCCCUUGCCGUCCUUACCAAAUAGUCCCUUUGCAUCUUCAACAAAACUCCAUAGGAGGAGGUUUAAGGAGAAUAGUAAAAAAUUAUUAGAUGGUGAAUCAUUAAAAAACACCAGUCAAAAGCAGGAUGAGACUGAUUUGAACUUCAGCAGAAAAGGAAGAGCUUAUUCUAUGGAACAUGACAUGGCAUUUAAUUAUAAGCAAAAGGCCAGAAAAGGUGGAACAUUGUUUUCUUUCUCCUUGCAACUUCCAGAAUCAUUCCCUUCUCUCCUGGAUGACGAUGGCUACUUAUCCUUUCCAAAUCUGUCUGAAACAAACAUUCUGCCACAAAGUGUGCAGCAUUUCCUUCCCAUUCGCUCACCUUCCCUUGUACCUUGUUUCCUUUUCAUCUUUUUCUUUUUGCUUUCUGCUUCUUUCUCAGUACCCUAUGCUCUCACUCUCUCCUUUCCCUUGGCUAUGUGCCUCUGCUUCCUGGAGCCCAAGGCGGCCUCCUUGAGUGCUUCACUUGAAAAUGACCUGAGUGACAGUUCAGACGAAGAGACUGACAGUGAAAGAACUGACACUGCAGCAGAUGGUGAAACCACUGCCACAGAGUCAGAUCAGGAGGAAGAUGGUGAUCUCAAAGCACAGUUUUUUCAGAAUAGUCUGAUUAAGCGCAUACAGGGUGAAAAUGUGUAUAUCAAACAUAGUAAUCUUAUGUUAGAGGAACUAGAUAAAACCCAGGAAGAUCUGAUAAAACACCAGACGAAUAUAAGUGAGCUGAAACGGACAUUCUUAGAAACCACUAGAGAUAUCUCAGGGACUAAUGAAUGGGAAAAGAGACUUUCAACAUCACCAGUCCGGCUUGCUGCAAGACAUGAAGAAGCCCCUAUGAUUGAACCACUUGUGCCUGACGAGACCAAAGAAGAUAAACAAAAAUCUGAAAAACGUAUAUUUUUACAGAAGGAAAGCAUGACACAUCUUGAUUCUCAGGGCACUGAGGAUUGGGUUAUUGUAGACAAAGUACCCAUUGAGGUAGUUGAUGGUCAAUCGAAAACCAUUGUGACAUACAAAUUAAUGACUAUGAGCAGUAAAACUGGUGACAUCCCACCCGAGCUUUUAAAGCACAGUAUCACUGACAUACAGAGCUUUGAGGACUUGGAAGGUGACUUGCUUUCAAAAGAUGACAAUAAACAGAAAAUGUAUACCUUAGGAAAAUCCUAUGAUACUGUUUCUGGAAAAAUUGUAACCAUGACCACUAAAGUAAAAGAGGGAGAAAAAAUGGUCCUGCCAUCAUUUCAAAACACAGAGAUGGCAAUGCCAGAAUCUGUGAAAGUCAUUCCUAUAGUAGCAGAAUAUGAAAUUCUAGAACCAGUAACUGAUGAGAAAGCCAGAAGAUUAUCUGAUGCCAAAAGGAGGGUCUCUGAGUCCUUGACACCAAUUAAAGAAGCAGACUCCCGACUACAAAGUCCAGAAGAAGAAAAUGUGAAGAAAAUACGGAAGGCAGAUGAAGAUUUGCAGUUGCCCAAGAUUCUGGGAAGUGUACAGACAGCCAAAGCUGAGAAAUCGCUUGAGAGUGAACAACAGAAAGGAGAGACUUUUGGUUGGAAAACUAAACCUGAGAGGAAACAUGGCAGAGAGCCACCUUUCACUAUUGCUACUGCUCACUAUGUCACUGAGUCAUCAGCAUCAAAAGUAGUGACAAAACAACUCUCCGAUGAAAAAUCUUUGGAUGGUUCUGGUAUCUUCACAUUAAUAGAAUCUGCAAGAAAACCAACUGAGUUCAUAGGAGGGGUUACAACUACUUCACAUAGCUGGGCACAGCGAACAGAAACACACACUGAUCAGGAAAAGAAAACAGAGGAACAACAGCAGGAGGCCACCAAGAAGGUUGUGCAGGAAUCUUUAAUAGUCAAGGAGAAACAUGUGAUGAGUUUGCAUGCAAGUGAGGAUGCUGCUAAGUUGGCUGGCCUUCAGCUGGAUGCUACAGCACAGACAAUAUCUCAUGUGGCUUCUAGCAUUAAAGGGAAAGAGGGCUCUGCUAUCACUGAGGGGGCUAAAGAGGAAAAAACUGCAAUCCAACAGGAAGAAACUGCUACUAUUUCUCAUGAUCUACAAGAGGAGCAAAGUAAAUCAGCCUAUAUUUUGAAUACGCAAGAAAGCAAACCUCUUUUUGAGUCACCCAUUGUAAAGACUGAGGCAGUCAGUUUUGGCAGUGCUUCUACAGGUCCAGAGAAAUUGGAAAUUUCUGUGAAAGAAGUACCUGUUGUCCAUACUGAAACAAAAACUAUUACAUAUGAAUCAUCUGAGGUGGAUUCUAGUGCUGAUUCUGAACCAGGAGUUCUAAUGAGUGCACAGACUAUUACUUCUGAAACUACUAGUACUACAACUACUACACAUAUCACCAAAACAGUGAAAGGAGGCAUUUCAGAGACAAGAAUUGAAAAGCGAAUUGUGAUAACGGGUGAUGCAGACAUUGACCAUGAUCAGGCGCUGGCUCAGGCAAUUAAAGAGGCCAAAGAGCAGCACCCUGACAUGUCAGUGACCAAAGUAGUGGUACAUAAAGAGACAGAAAUCACACCAGAAGAUGGGGAGGAUUGACUACAGGAUUAGAGUAGCUUUCUAUGAACUUCAUCACUGGGAAUAUCAGAGCCUGUAUGGAGUCUUGGUUCUAACCCAGCUGACUUGCAUCUCUCCAGAGAAAUUUUCAAUGUGGAAGAUUUUGAUUUUAAUUGCUAAUUAAGGACACUUGCAGAAAUCCCCCAGUUACAGCAAUUUGAAUCAGCUUUAAUAAUCUAAUAAUUGCAUGAAACAACAAAUUACAAAAAAGCAGCAUUUUUAUUUUCCUAAAUCAACUUUACAUCUAAAUGGCACGUUCAUCAACAGUUAAAAUAAUUGUAUUAUGCUACACAUAAAACAGCUCAUGCCUUUACUAUUAUUGAGAGUCUAAACACAGUUUCUUGGGGUGCAAAGUUUUGUUUAGGGAAAAUUAAGAUCACACUACAAUACUAGAAGUGUACAGGUACUAUAUAUAUAUGUUUUAUUACAUUAGAUGUGCCAAUAACAUACUUUAUUCGACAAAUAACUUGAAUCAUAUAUUUGUUAUAAUUUGGUUUUAUUAUUUUUGUUCUAUAAACAAUGGUGAAUCUCUAACCUUAUUUAAAUGCUUAUAAAAUAUAUGUUUUGUUUAUCUGUUUUGGGACCCUUAAUAGCUAAUGAUUUUUAGAAUUGUUAAAGUUAGAAAUCCUGCCGUCACUUUUCUAAAGUCUCAAUCUAUAAAUUUGCAUUGUGAUUAUUUUGAAGAAAAUGUAUAUUUUCCUUAGCAUCUCAGAAAUGUUCAUCUUGAAAAGAUGAUUUUUCAAAACCAAGUCCUGUCCACUCUCAGACAAAGAAGUUUCUUUUGCAAGUCUAGUCAGUGUUCCUUACUUAGGUCAGAGUUAAGCCUUAAACCGUACAGAACACUUAAAAAGCAUUAUUUCAUUUUUAUUAUCACAUCAAUUUAAAAGGAUCCAAUGUUCUUUAUGCUGUCAGUUUCAUCACAAUACAUGGCGAAUGUAUGUUUCUGCAAAGUAAAAUAAAAGUGGUAAAUGCA
Molecule: messenger RNA, 5724 nt
Organism: Crotalus tigris (Tiger rattlesnake)
Lineage: Eukaryota; Metazoa; Chordata; Lepidosauria; Squamata; Viperidae
Gene: EPB41L3
Product: erythrocyte membrane protein band 4.1 like 3
Exons: 26
Coding region: 567-4733 (1388 amino acids)
Biological process (GO): cortical actin cytoskeleton organization
Cellular component (GO): cytoskeleton; plasma membrane
Molecular function (GO): structural molecule activity; actin binding
Source: RefSeq, a predicted model, not a curated record